This is a messenger RNA of Nicotiana attenuata, 1285 nucleotides long. RefSeq names its product vignain-like. The record is from RefSeq and is a predicted model, not a curated record. Gene Ontology annotation, molecular function: cysteine-type endopeptidase activity. Lineage: Eukaryota; Viridiplantae; Streptophyta; Magnoliopsida; Solanales; Solanaceae. The coding region runs from base 68 to 1141 and encodes 357 amino acids. The transcript has 4 exons. Gene Ontology annotation, cellular component: lysosome.
AGAUCAUAGUUCUAAUAAUCUUUUUACCUUAUAUUGAAUUCUUCAAAUUUCAGUUUUGAUAAAAUAGAUGGAGUUAGGGAAGAUUUUCUUAAUCUCUCUUUUGUUGGCUAUGGCAUUUGGGCUAGUUCAGAGCUUAGAGUUCACCGAAAAAGACAUAGCAUCUGAAGAGAGCUUAUGGGAUUUGUACCAGAGAUGGAGGAGCCAUCACACUGUUUCUCGAGACCUAAGCGAGAAACAAAAACGUUUCAAUGUAUUCAAGGCGAAUGUGAUGCAUGUUCACAAGGUAAACAAGAUGGACAGGCCUUAUAAAUUGAAACUCAACGAGUUUGCUGAUAUGACCAAUCAUGAAUUCAGAAAUUUUUACAGCUCUAAGGUAAAACACUUUAGAAUGCUCCAUGGUAGUCGGCCUACUACUGGAUUUAUGCACGACAAGGCUGAUAAUCUGCCAGCAUCCAUCGAUUGGAGAAAGCAAGGCGCUGUCACUGGUGUAAAGAAUCAAGGCAAAUGCGGUAGUUGUUGGGCAUUUUCUGCAGUUGUUGGGGUUGAAGGAAUAAAUAAAAUCAAGACUGGCCAAUUAGUUUCCCUGUCUGAACAAGAGCUUGUUGAUUGUGAAAAGGAUAAUGAAGGAUGCAAUGGAGGACUAAUGGAAAAUGCCUAUGAAUUCAUCAAGAAAAAUGGAGGAAUAACAACUGAGGGUAUCUAUCCUUACAGAGCCAGAGACAGUCGCUGUGAUUCUUCAAAGAUGAAUUCCCCGGUGGUUAAUAUCGAUGGACACGAAAUGGUACCUACAAACGACGAGGAUGCUUUGAUGAAAGCUGUUGCCAACCAACCAGUAUCUGUUGCUAUUGAUGCUAGUGGUUCCGAUCUGCAGUUUUACUCUGAGGGAGUGUUCAAUGGAAAUUGUGGCACAGAGCUAGACCAUGGGGUAGCAGUUGUGGGCUAUGGAGCAACUCAUGAUGGAACAAAGUAUUGGAUAGUGAAGAACUCAUGGGGGACUGGAUGGGGAGAACAAGGUUAUUUUAGGAUGGAACGAGGCAUCGAUGCUGAAGAAGGACUCUGUGGCAUAGCCAUGGAAGCUUCAUAUCCACUCAAGUUAUCCGCGGACAAUCCAAAACCAGCCCCCUCUAAGGAUGAACUCUAGAUAUUGGUUCAUGUAUCUCUGCUUUAGAAUAUAGCAUGCUAUAGUAUUUAGAAAGAAAAUUAGGAGAGAAAAAAAGCCAGACAUAUAUGUAAUCUCUCAGUUCUUUUGUAUUGGAUUGCAUGAAUAAAACGUUUCCUUCCAUGG